AUGAAAAAUUUAAUAUUUCUAAUAAGUUUUUUCACUUGUUUAUUAUUUAAUAAUUUUAUCUAUAAAGAUAUUCCUGAAAUAAAUCAACUUUCUUUCCAAGAAAGUGCUUCAUCUUGUAGUAAUAAUUUAAUAUUUUUUCAUGAUAAUACAAUGUUUUAUAUGAUAAUUAUUCUUGUAUUAGUAGGAUGACUAUUAUUUUCAAUAAUUAUUAAUAAAAAUUAUAACAAAUUUUUACUAGAAAACAAUUUUAUUGAAAUUGUAUGAACAUUAAUACCUGCUAUUAUAUUAAUAAUUAUAGCUAUUCCUUCUCUAUUUUUAUUAUAUUCUAUUGAUGAAAAUGUUGAACCUUCUUUAACUGUAAAAAUAGUUGGUCAUCAAUGAUAUUGAUCUUAUGAAUAUUCUAAUUUUUCACCAAAUAUAGAAUUUGAUUCUUAUAUGAUUCCUACUACAGAUUUGAACCAAGGUGAUUUUAGAUUACUUGAAACUGAUAAUGAUCUUGUUUUACCAGUUAAUACAAAAAUUAAAUUAAUUGUUUCAAGUGCUGAUGUUAUUCAUUGUUGAACAGUACCUUCUUUAGGCGUAAAAGUAGAUGCUAUUCCAGGUCGUUUAAAUCAAUUAAAUUUUAUUAUUAAUAGACCUGGUAAAUUUUUUGGUCAAUGUUCAGAAUUAUGUGGUCUUAAUCAUUCUUUUAUGCCUAUUUCAAUUUAUUCCGUUUCUCAAGAAAAAUUUAUAAACUGAUCUAUUAACAAAACUUAA
Messenger RNA from Hydra vulgaris (swiftwater hydra), 756 nucleotides. The record is from the annotation of a RefSeq genome assembly. NCBI's taxonomy places the organism in Eukaryota, Metazoa, Cnidaria, Hydrozoa, Anthoathecata, Hydridae.